AUGAAAGAUGGCCUUGCUGAAGUCCUUGUUGAUUGUUUUUUAGAGUGGAACAUUGAUAGGAAGUUGUUCAUAAUAACUGUUGAUAAUUGUAGUACUAAUGAUGCCAUGAUAAGACUUCUCUUGAAUAAGCUUGAUACUAAUUCUCUUAUGUUGGGUAGGUCUAUGUUGCAUAUGAGGUGUGCUGCACAUAUUUUGAAUUUGAUUGUUCAAGAUGGGUUGUCUUUUAUUGGUGAUGGUAUUGAAAGGAUUCGUGAUAAUGUGAUUUAUUGGACUGGAUCACCAAAAAGGAGGCAUAAAUUUGAAGAAAAUGCACGUCAAUUGCGUGUUCAAUGCACCAAAGAGUUAGUCUUAGAUUGUAAAACUCGUUGGAAUUCAACUUACUUAAUGCUUUCUACUGCAUUGAUUUAUAAAGAUGUUUUCUUACAUUUGGCUAAACGUGAAAUAUCUUAUACUUGUUUACCAUAUGAUUAUUAUUGGGAGUUAGCCAAAGAUAUUUGUGGGAGGUUGGAGUUGUUUCAUAGUGCAACUGAGUUUUUCUCUAGUCGUAAGUACCUCACAACUAAUAUGUAUUUUACUUUGGUGUGUGAGUUGAAAAUUGCAUUAAAUGAAUGGAGUUUGUCUUCAAAUGAGAUGAUAAGUACGACGGCAAAAAGCAUGCUUGCUAAAUUUAAUUCUUAUUGGGCUAAUAUUAGUGUUGUUAUGGCUAUUGCUGCCAUCUUAGAUCCAAGAUAUAAGAUGAAGUUAUUAGAGUUUUAUUAUCCUAACAUUUAUGGUGAUAAUACUGAUUUGAAGAUUGAAAAAAUUAAGAAUCUUUGUUACGAUUUGUUUGAUGAGUAUGAAGAUAUAGAUGAGUCCCCUGUAGAUAAUGAAGGAAAUUCUCAUAUUCCUACAAGUACUUCAAGCCCUGUGGCACAAAUGAAGUUUAGGUUGAGUGGGGCAAUGUCAUCUUUUGAUUUAUUUGUGAACAAUAGUUCAAAGAAACAUGGAAGUGCUAGAAUGGAAUUUGAUCAUUUCAUUGAUGAGGGAGUGUUGAAGAGGAGUGAAGAUUUUGAUAUUUUGGGAUGGUGGAAAAGUAAUGGUCUCAAGUAUCCUACUUUACAAAGGAUUUCAAGAGAUAUUUUAGCCAUUCCUAUCACAAUUGUUGAUUCAGGAUCUGCCUUUAGCACUAGUGGGAGACUUUUAAGCCCACACCGGAGUAGGCUAUAUCCCAAGACUAUAGAGGCAAUGAUGUGUUCUUCAACUAUAUCUGGAGAUUGUACAUUUCAAUCAAUUCUUGAUAAUGGGGAGCCUAAUGAAGAGGAUGGGAGUUGUGUUACAAUUGUGGAUGAUUAG
This is a messenger RNA of Quercus lobata, 1332 nucleotides long. Its product is annotated as zinc finger BED domain-containing protein RICESLEEPER 1-like. The record is from RefSeq and is a predicted model, not a curated record. The transcript has 2 exons. NCBI's taxonomy places the organism in Eukaryota, Viridiplantae, Streptophyta, Magnoliopsida, Fagales, Fagaceae. Bases 1 to 1332 code for a protein of 443 amino acids. Gene Ontology annotation, molecular function: protein dimerization activity; DNA binding.